UUCAUGCAUUUUUGUUUGGCAGACCCCAAGUGUGAUCUCGGUCAGGUUCACAAUUAAAGUGCGAAGUAUCUCAUGAGUACUUAUUACGUCUUUUAAUACAUGCACUUUUAUUGUUAGACUAGAUUGCAUUGCAUCGCGUUGCAUUCUCGUGUCGCAACAAUGUACAACGCAGGUUUCGAAGAUGAUUUGUAUAAAGACCGCAACAAAUCAUUUCGAAAAGCAGUUCGCGCCCCAAAGAAAAACCAACGAUAUCUAGCCAAUGACAGUGAGGAAUAUAACCUGGAAGACGCUAGCAGCAAGAAUGGAGCCGUUCAGACAGAGAUUGUUUCUUCACACAAGUCCCCGGAGACGUCAAAAUACAACUGGAAACGGUUUCUACCAUGGGCCCCAAAGACAAAAGGUUACCCCGCGAAGCAUCCUGUAGAUGACUGCGGUUUUAUUCCGCUGAUGCUGUUUUCUUGGGCGACACCAAUUAUGAAGAAAGGAUUUAAGAAACCUUUGGAGAUAAGUGACCUCGGUAAACUUCCUCGGAGUGAUUCCGCAGCCCACAAUUACAAAAGGCUUCGGAAGUUUUGGACAGAAGAAAUAAACAAUAAGGGUUUAAAAAAUGCUUCGAUCGGAAAGACAAUUUUCAGAACUGGAAGAACAAGAUUUUUUGCUGGUGCAAUUUUGUUUUUGCUGUCAUUGCUCGCUUCAUUUAUUGGACCGGCAUUUAUGAUCAACAGAAUUCUGAAGUUUGUGGAAUCAAAGACGGAUCCAAUUGAGAAAGGAGUCAUAUUGGUCGUUGCUUUAAUGAUUUGUGAAACAGCUCGAAGUUGGAUUCAAUCUUUGAGCUUCUUAAUGAAUCUUAGAACUGGUACAAAAGCGCGGGCGAUGGUGUGGACCAUAGUCUAUAACAAAGUGUCGAAGUUGAAAAACGCAGGAGACAAGUCUAUUGGAGAGUUGGUCAACAUUUGUGCUAGCGAUGCCCAAAGAGUUUUUGAAGCUUUUACUUUUGGACCUUUCUUAGUUGGUGGACCUGUUGCACUUAUUAUAGUUAUAGCAUACACAACAUACAUUUUAGGACCUUCAGCCUUGCUUGGGUGUUUUAUAUUCUUAAUCUUGUUCCCAAUACAGGCUGCUGUUGGAAAGUAUUCGGGAAAAUUCAGAGCAAAAGCUGUCCGUGUAACCGACCAAAGAGUUAAACUUAUGAACGAAGUGUUAAGUUGCAUAAAAUUGAUCAAAAUGUACGCCUGGGAAAAGUCAUUCGCUGAAGUGAUUGGAGAGAUUCGUGGUAAAGAGAAGACUGCCCUUAGUCAUUCAUCUGUUCUACAAAGUUUAAAUAUUUCCAUGACGAAUAUUGUAUCGACAUUCGCAACAGUGGUUACCUUCAUUGUUCAUGUAUAUUCUGGCAAUGACCUCUUAGCCUCACAGGCGUUCACAGUGAUUGCGGUUUUUAAUACCAUGAUUUUUGCCUUCGCAAUUUUGCCAUUUGCUAUUAAAGCUCUUGCAGAGGCAAAGGUUUCCAUGAAGAGGCUCAAGAGUUUAUUAGAAAUGGAAGAAUACGAGCCUUGGACAACAAAACCAGCAGAUAAAAAUGUUGUCGUAGAGAUAAAAUCAGCAACUUUUGGAUGGAAUGAGGUAAAACUAAAAGAACAGAAAAAAUUCACUCCUGGGGAAGAAAAACCAAGAAAAGGAAGUGUUGCUGCUAAAGGUAAACGUGACUCAACUGCAGGAAGGGGUGGCCCUCCAGGAAGACGUGGGCCCGCACCUGAAGAAUUUAAAACACAAUUGGUGAAAACUUUGUUUGACGUUAAUGUUACUUUCCACAAGGGAAAACUAAUUGGAAUAUGUGGAGGUGUUGGAAGUGGAAAAAGCUCUAUGAUCAAUGCAAUUCUUGCCCAGAUGAAUCUCGUUGACGGUAGUGUUGCGGUCGACGGCUCUAUAGCUUAUGUUGCUCAACAGGCAUGGUUAAUGAAUGCUACUGUCAAAGAGAAUAUCGUAUUUGGUGUGGCAUUCAAACCCUUACGAUAUCAAAAGGUGAUUGAAGCUUGCAGUUUAAAACAAGAUCUUGAUAUAUUUGCACAUGGCGACCAAACAGAGAUUGGUGAACGAGGAAUCAACCUAAGUGGGGGACAAAAACAGAGAAUCAGUUUGGCCAGAGCGGUGUACGCGGACAAGGAUAUUUACCUACUCGACGAUCCACUGAGUGCCGUGGACAGCCAUGUUGGGCAACAUAUUUUUAACAAUUGUAUUAAAGGCGCACUAGCUGACAAAACAAUUAUCUUUGUAACUCAUCAACUACAGUAUCUCAGUCAUUGUGAUAAAGUCAUCCUCCUGAAAGACGGUCGAAUUACUGAGAUGGGUCCAUACGAGAAGCUUUUGCAAGAUGGAAAGGAAUUUUCGGGGUUAGUUCAGAGUUAUAAUCAAACGUUGGAGGCAGAAGAGAACGAGGAUUAUGUCGAUGAUGACGAAGAUACAAGCAAAAUUCUUGAACAAAUUGUAAGAAAGAGAACUUUGUCUGCUCAAAGCAUUGGCGAUUGUCAGCCAAGUAUAGCAGAAGAAAUGGAAGAAAUAAAUGAAGAACCUAAAAUGAAUGGAGUGGAGAAAAGUAAAGAUUCCCUGAUGAAGGCAGAGGAUCGAAAAACGGGAACUGUGUCCUUUUCUACAUACGUUCGCUACUGUAAAGCAGCUGGAGGUGCUUUCGCGGUCUCUGGCGUAUUGUUGAUGUUGUUUGUCAUAACACUGUUGAAAGUCUUUACGGACUUUUGGCUUGGACGUUGGAUCAAUGAUGGAAAUGGCAACAGUACGGAAAGUGAUGAAAAUCCUGGAGAGCUAAACGACAACCCCGAUCUCAAUUUCUAUGCAGCUAUUUAUGGUUCGUCAUUGGCAGUUACUGUAGUCCUUCUCGUUUUAAAAUGUUUCGCAUAUGUUAACACCGUCUUACGCGCCUCAUCAAAUCUUCACAACCAAGUUUUUCGAGCUGUUACAAAAAGUCCAAUGGAAUUUUUCGACACGACCCCUAUUGGACAGAUCUUAAACAGAUUUUCCAAGGACAUUGACGAGAUCGACACCAGAUUACCUUUCUUAGUGGAAGCUCUAAUUCUGAACUUGUCUUUUCUAAUAGUCACCAUAAUCUUGCUCGUUGUUCUAUUCUACUGGUUCCUAAUAGCCCUGGUUUUCUUCAUUGCCCUAUUCAUCUUCCUAAACAUAGUUUUUCGCCGUUCGGUUCGCGAAUUAAAACGCCUGGAUAACAUAUCAAGGUCUCCAAUCUUCUCCCACAUUUCCGCCUCCGUGCAGGGACUUUCCACCCUACACGCCUACGGGAAAACCGAUGAAUUUUUGGAAAUGUUUGAGAAAUUACUGGAUAAAAACACUUUGCCAUUUUUUAUAUUCAUGUGCUCUCACCGAUGGUUGGCUGUCCGACUUGAUGUGAUCACAAUUGGUAUUACAACGGUUACAUCACUACUUGUCGUUCUACUACGAGACAGUAUUCCGGCUGCAAUGGGUGGACUAGCUAUUACCUAUGCUAUACGAAUGUCGGGACUCUUGCAGUUCACAGUUCGUCUUUCAGCCGAGACCGAGGCAAUAUUUACAAGUGUUGAACGUCUUGUACAUUAUAUUGAUAAUCUCAAGCAAGAAGCUCCCAGUUCAGUUCCUGACAAGAAACCCGCAGAUGACUGGCCUGACAAAGGAGGUUUAUCUAUACUGGGUUUAAAGAUGCGAUACAGAGAAAAUUUACCGUUAGUCCUAAAAGGCAUCACGUGUAAUAUCAAACCUAAAGAAAAAAUAGGCAUUGUAGGCAGAACUGGUUCGGGUAAAUCUUCUAUUGGAGUAUCUCUUUUCCGACUUGUAGAACCUUCAGGUGGAAAAAUAACUAUUGAUGGAGUGAACAUUCUAAAUAUUGGACUUGACGAUCUUCGAACAAAAUUAUCGAUAAUUCCACAAGACCCAAUUUUGUUCAUUGGAACCGUCAGAUAUAACUUGGAUCCUUUUCACACACAUACAGACGAAGAAGUAUGGAUUGCUUUGGAACGAGCACAUCUAAAAGAUACUAUCAGUAAUUUACCGUUGAAAUUGCAAGGACCUGUUGUUGAAAAUGGAGAAAAUUUCUCUGUUGGCGAAAGACAACUGAUGUGCAUGGCCAGAGCUUUGUUGAGAAAUUGUAAGAUCCUUAUGCUUGAUGAAGCUACUGCUGCAAUCGAUGCAGAAACUGAUGCAAAAAUCCAGGAUACGAUACGUGAAGCAUUUAAAGAUUGCACAAUGUUAACGAUAGCUCAUCGUCUCAAUACUGUGAUGGAUUCUGACAAGAUUAUGGUCAUGGAACAAGGACAAAUUGUCGAAUUCGACAAACCAUCUGCACUUCUGGCAAACAAAAGCUCACUGUUUAGUUCUCUUGUUGCCGCAACAGAAAAGCUGCAUCAGAGCAAGGACAGCUAGAUAUUGUCAUAUAAGGAUUAAGGA
Molecule: messenger RNA, 4443 nt
Organism: Dendronephthya gigantea
Lineage: Eukaryota; Metazoa; Cnidaria; Anthozoa; Malacalcyonacea; Nephtheidae
Product: multidrug resistance-associated protein 5-like
Exons: 30
Coding region: 160-4419 (1419 amino acids)
Biological process (GO): transmembrane transport
Cellular component (GO): membrane
Molecular function (GO): ABC-type transporter activity; ATP binding; ATP hydrolysis activity
Source: RefSeq, a predicted model, not a curated record